CGCAUAGUCAGCUUCGUUCACAGCGGUAGGCGGCGGCCCGGCGUCUUGAGGCGAUGCGCAUUGGUCGGGGGAAUUCGGGAUAAGCAGCGAAGUCAUUCAUGGUCGCGCCAGCGACGCCGAGGCCGUCGCGGAUCCUGCCGCGAGCGUCGCACUCCCACUCCCAGCCGGCCGCCGUCGGCCUCGCGUCCGACCGCGCCGCCGCCGCCACCGUCUCCUCCCGCCGCCGCCGCAACUUCGUCUUCGUCGUCAACCCCUCCGGCGCCAAUGGCCGCACGGGCAACCAGUGGAAGCAGCUGCUCCCGCACCUCCGCACCCGCUUCGCUGACCAAUGCGAUAUUUGUGAGUGCAUCACCUCGGCCCCGUUCGACGCCAUAGAUAUCACGAGGGAGGCUGUAAAGGAUGGGGCUGAUGCCGUGAUUGCUGUUGGUGGUGAUGGAACACUUCAUGAGGUCGUCAAUGGCUUCUUCUGUAAGGGAAGUCCUGUCCAUGCUCUUGAUCAAGGACCUGAUCAUUCCACAGCGCUUGGUCUCAUUCCACUUGGAACUGGUUCAGACUUUGCAAGGACAUUUGGCUGGACAAAUGAUCCUCAUGAGGCGAUUGAUCGAAUUGUGAGAGGUUCCUUCUUUGAUUCUUCUUUUAUAGUGUGUGCUGUCAGUCCAUACUCGUGGUCUCAUAGUGGUCAUUCAUCUCCUGGAGUCAAAUCAAAACUAGAUAUAGGUAUGAUGGAAGGCCCAGAUGGAAACCCACAUUAUUUUGUUAAUGUUGCUGAUAUCCAUUUGAGUGCUAAGGCGGGUUAUUUUUCUUCUAUGUACAAGAGAUUUGGCAACUUAUGCUAUGUUUUUGGAGCGCUCAGAGCCUUUUGGGGACAUAGUAAUCGAGAUCUUAGAAUAAAGGUAAAUGGUGGAGAAUGGAAAACCAUUCGUAAAGUCACUGCACUAUGCAUAGGAAAUGCCAAAUACUUCGGCGGUGGUAUGAAGAUCACUCCAACAGCUGAUCCUUUCGGGGGUGACCUUGAGGUCGUUAUUCUUCAAGAUUUCAAAUGGCAUGAUUUCCUGCUCAAGCUUCAUAGAUUGUAUGGAGGAACUCAUCUAUCAGUGACUGGUGUGUCAUCGAUAAGAGUUCAGUCGAUUGAAGUAGCAGAAAAGGAAGUUAGUGCUGACAUCUUUGUGCAAUCUGAUGGGGAGCAUUUUGGUUUUCUUCCAACCAAAUUUUCAGUUCUUCCCGGUGCAGUUGAUUUCUUCUGCUAGAUUAGUAUGCUUCUUCCUGUGGGAUACAAAGGUUUCUUAAUCCUUGUCAAGUCACUACGUGUACUUUGAACUAGCUGUGUUAUUUUGAAGUGAUAUCGUAAUUGAAUAGUUACAUUCAUUUUCUGGCAAUACAUGGGAUAAAAUCUGUUGUCACCCGCCAUGUAAUGACUAUAAUUAUAUGCAACAUUUGCUAAUCAAACUACCAUAAAAAUUUGGUGGUGACGGUGCACUAUGAACUGUUUGAAUUAUACUGGACCAAACUGGCAUCAAUGUAAAUGACACAAUGACUUUUAGGCU
This is a messenger RNA of Oryza sativa Japonica Group (Japanese rice), 1544 nucleotides long. RefSeq names its product sphingoid long-chain bases kinase 2, mitochondrial. Gene Ontology annotation, biological process: phospholipid biosynthetic process; phosphorylation; sphingolipid metabolic process. Gene Ontology annotation, molecular function: lipid kinase activity; ATP binding. The record is from RefSeq and is a predicted model, not a curated record. NCBI's taxonomy places the organism in Eukaryota, Viridiplantae, Streptophyta, Magnoliopsida, Poales, Poaceae.